AUGGGCGGGUUCGGCGAUUUCACAUCGAUAUGUGAGAAGACACCACUUCCACUAUGCCCGCUUGUUGGGCCGACGAACGCCAUCACUGGCACACACUUCACGCAGUCCUUAUGCUAUGCGCGAGCGAUCGAGGUAGCGAAUACGGUCAUCUUUCAGGCAGCGACGGGUUUUGCGCACAUACUGGCUUUGAUUAUGGUAGUGAUCAUGAUCUUCCAUGUUAGGAGCAAAUUCACAGCGGUCGGCCGAAAGGAGAUCACGACCUUCUUCUACACCUACACUCUCCUCACCAUUUGUUCGCUCGUCAUCGACUGCGGCGUCGUACCUCCCGCAUCGGCACCAUACCCUUACUUUGUCGCCGCGCAGUGCGGUCUUGCCUCCGCGACGUGCAUAUGCCUCAUGAUCAACGGCUUCGUUGGCUUCCAGCUUUACGAGGACGGCACGACACUCUCGGUCUGGCUAUUGCGAGUAGUCAGUUUCGUCAUGUUCCUGAUCAGCUUCGCUGUUUCGCUCUUGACAUUCAAGGGUUUGGCUGGACUCGGACCGGAGAAUACAGUCGGACUGUUCGUGGUGGUCUACCUGUUCAGUGGCAUCUUCAUACUGGUCUACGUGAUCAUGCAAAUCGUACUGGUCAUGGGCACACUGCAAGAGAGGUGGCCGCUAUGGCAUAUCGGCUUCGGCGUGUUCGGUUUUGUGAUUGGGCAGGUGUUGCUGUACGUCUUCAGCGAGACGAUCUGCGACAACGUACAGCAUUAUCUGGACGGGCUGUUCUUCACCACACUGCUGAAUCUACUGGCCGUGAUGAUGGUGUACAAGUACUGGGACUCGAUUACCAAAGAAGAUUUAGAAUUCUCCGUCGGCGCACGGCAAGGGAACUGGGAAGUCAAGCAGUUGCUACCCGAGGACGAUGACAGACGGAAUACCGUCUACCAGGACAGCGAUUAUGCAUCGAGCACAUAUCACCAGCCCGUACACCGGGGCUCGUUGUACGGUGGCUACUGA
Baudoinia panamericana UAMH 10762 is the source of this 999-nucleotide messenger RNA. RefSeq lists its product as uncharacterized. The record is from RefSeq and is a predicted model, not a curated record. Lineage: Eukaryota; Fungi; Ascomycota; Dothideomycetes; Mycosphaerellales; Teratosphaeriaceae. Gene Ontology annotation, biological process: protein folding. The coding region runs from base 1 to 999 and encodes 332 amino acids. Gene Ontology annotation, cellular component: endoplasmic reticulum membrane. The transcript has 3 exons.